Botrytis fragariae is the source of this 4158-nucleotide messenger RNA. Its product is annotated as putative pre-mrna-splicing factor atp-dependent rna helicase prp22 protein. Gene Ontology annotation, cellular component: intracellular anatomical structure. Bases 1 to 4158 code for a protein of 1385 amino acids. Gene Ontology annotation, molecular function: RNA binding; ATP binding; protein binding. The record is from RefSeq and is a predicted model, not a curated record. The transcript is spliced from 3 exons. NCBI's taxonomy places the organism in Eukaryota, Fungi, Ascomycota, Leotiomycetes, Helotiales, Sclerotiniaceae.
AUGGUCAAGAAAGGACAAUCAUCAAAAGGUGGGCCAAAACCAGGUACAUCUGCCGGUAAAAAUAAAGCGUCAACAACACCCGCUGCAGACGAUAGCUUUAUAGUAUUCUCGAAUUCGGAUAAAGAGCCAAAGCAAAGAAAGCCGCCAACUCAAGGACAAGAUGGGCCCGAUCCAUUGGGUGAGGCGCCAAAGAGACCGGAUGUUAAGAAAUUGAUUGGUGGACAAUCAUGGACUGGAAAGUUGCCCGUCAAUUUACUUUCGGAACAUUGUCAAAAGCAAAGAUGGGAGAAACCAGAAUAUACUAUGAUCAAAACUCCGGAAGGGUUCUCCUCAAUGGUAAUCCUGAAAGCUAAGAAUACGAAAACUCAAGAACUUGUGUCGCUAGCCCCCUUUAAAUUACCACCUUCGCAUAAGCACCUUGCAGUCAAACCUACAGCUCUUGAGGCUAGACAUUUCGCUGCCACAUAUGGUCUCUUUCGGGUUCUCAAUAUGCGAAACAUUCAUAUGACACUUCCACCUGAUUAUCGAGAUUUAUGGAAGGGUGAGUUUGAAGUUUUGAAGAAAGAGGAUAUCAAGGAAGGAAAAGCAUGGAUGUAUGAGGCAGAUCCAUUUGCUGCGUUGAGGGAAAGAGAAGAUGCAAAAGCUGCAAUGGAAAAAAAGCGGAACGAACAACAAAAAGCUAGGGAAAAGGCUAUGAAUACACCAGGAUCAGCAGGUCCAGGAGGUGCAGGAUUGGCAUUACGUGGUAAUGGAAGCAAUGGUACAAAUUCAACUGGAGGGGGAUCAUCACAUAACAAUAUUCACAGAGGGUGGACCAAGGUACCUAAAAUCGAGAUGGGUAAACGUACGCGAACGAAAGUCGAAAGUUUAGUAAGAAAACAUGCUAUUUGGAACCCACACGAUGUUAUGUUAUCCGACUUCCAGAAGCAUUCAAUUGUGAAAGAAUUCAAGACUCUUGACUUCAGGCAGAGUCAUAUCGAGGAAGCUGUGGAUAUAUGCAAAGAUAGAGAGGAGACACUCGAAUGGCUACUGAUCCAUGUUCCAGAGGAUGAUCUACCAAGAUGGGCAUUGCCGGAAGGAUAUGUUGCUGGCAUUAGUAUGGCAAGUAGUGACUUGAAGCGUGAAGGUGCUAUCAAGAGAUUGGCCGAAGCUGGGUAUUCAAUCGAGCUUUGCAAGCAAAUCUACGAUAUUCAUAACGAUGAAGGAAAAGCUUCUGAGGCUUUACAACACAUACUCUUGUCGAGUGGAAAAGAUGUCGAACCCGUUCCAAGCGAGGAAUCCUGGGAUACUGAAGAUGCCAAAGAAUCUUCAGAAGAAAUUUGGGAAGAGGAAAUGACUGGCCUUCAAUCGGUCUUUGGGGAAAAAUUUUCACGUCCAUCGAAAGAUGUUUGCAGAAUUAAAAUUAAACCAGCAAAUCGCAGAACAAAUCUUCCUGUCGAACCUAUCAUCCAAUUUCGUCGAUCUUCCGAGUAUCCACAAAAAGUUCCGGUCAUAUCUGUUCACGUUCAAUUGCCAGCAUAUAUUCGUUUGAGCAUUAUGAAGCAGGCGUUGAAUUAUGCCAUGGAUAGUUUACUGGGUGAACACAUGUUAUUUUUCCUUAUAGACUGGGUGGAACAAAAUCUUUAUAGUAUCAUUGAAAGACCCGGAAAGCUUAGCGAUGUUUCAGCUGCUGCAUCGAUAGUCAGCGAAAUUCAGCCAGUUCGUCGGAGAAGACAGAAUAUCUCAAGACACCCUAGAGCGAUUAAAUGGAUUGCCAACAUUAAAAGCAAGGAUGAAUGGAAAAGUCGACAACUAAAUCCGAAGUUGGAAUCUAUGAUCAAAGGUCGAAGAACUCUACCCGCGUGGGAAAUGAAGGAUAUUAUCGUGGAUACCGUGAAUUCUCACCAAGUUACCAUUAUCUCGGGUGAAACUGGUUCUGGUAAAUCAACUCAAUCGGCUCAAUUUAUCCUGGAUGACAUGUAUCAACGAGCAUUUGGAGAUUGUGCGAAGAUUAUUUGUACGCAACCUAGACGUAUUUCUGCCUUGGGACUGGCGGACCGUGUUAGUGAUGAGCGAUGUUCUGCCGUUGGUCAAGAGGUUGGAUACAUUAUUCGGGGAGAGUCAAAGGCAUCACCGAAUACCAAGAUUACCUUUGUGACUACAGGUGUACUUUUAAGGCGAUUGCAAACAUCUGGAGGAAGUAGUGAUGAUGUAGUGGCAUCUCUUGCAGAUGUUAGUCAUGUUAUCAUCGAUGAAGUUCAUGAGAGAUCUUUGGAUACAGAUUUCUUGCUUGUUUUGUUACGGGAUGUUCUUCGCCAACGAAAAGAUUUGAAAUUAAUCUUGAUGAGUGCCACUUUGGAUGCUGGCAUUUUCGAAGAUUAUUUCAAGAGUGGUGGAAAAGUUGGUAGAGUCGAGAUUAGUGGUCGCACAUAUCCAGUGGAAGACUACUAUCUUGACGACGUUAUUCGAAUGACCAAUUUUAAUCCAGGCUUUGGUAGUAAGUACCAGGAAGACAAUCAAGAAACAUCUGGUAUGGAUCAGGACGUUGCAGCUGCCAUUCAAAGUAUUGGUAUGAGAAUCAAUUAUGAUUUGAUCAGUCAAACUGUCAAAGAGAUUGAUGCUGAAUUGACUCAUCUGAAACAAGAUGGUGGAAUUCUCAUCUUCAUGCCAGGUCUGGUUGAAAUCACUCGAACACUGGAUUACUUGAAGACCAUACCGAAUUUACAUGCACUACCAUUACACGCAUCUCUGCAAUCAUCAGAUCAAAGAAAGGUAUUCCCACAUGCUCCGUAUGGCAAACGUAAAGUUAUCGUUGCCACGAAUGUUGCCGAAACCUCAAUUACAAUUGAUGAUAUCGUCGCAGUCAUAGAUACUGGUCGUGUUAAGGAGACUAGUUAUGAUCCUCAAAAUAACAUGCGUAAAUUGGAAGAAGUAUGGGCUUCACGUGCUGCAUGUAAACAAAGAAGAGGUAGAGCAGGUCGUGUUCAAGCAGGAAAAUGUUACAAGUUAUACACACGAAAUGCCGAGACAUCGAAAAUGAUGGAGAGACCUGAACCUGAGAUUAGACGAGUACCAUUGGAACAAUUAUGUUUAUCUGUACGAGCUAUGGGAAUCAAGGAAGUUGGAUCAUUUUUAGCAAGUGCCAUUACUCCUCCUGAGAGUAUAGCUGUUGACGGUGCUAUGGAUUUAUUGGGAAGAAUGGGUGCCCUUGAUGGUGAUGAUCUUACUGCUUUAGGUCGGCAUCUUUCAAUGAUCCCUGCUGACCUUCGUUGCGGUAAACUAAUGGUUUACGGAGCUAUGUUUGGUUGUUUGGAUGCCGCUGUCACAAUCGCAGCUAUCUUGACCGUCAAAUCACCUUUUGUAUCACCGCAGGAUAAAAGAGAAGAGUCAAAAUCUGCAAGGGCAAAGUUCGCUAAAAAUCAGGGUGAUUUGAUUGGUGACCUCCGAGCUUUUGAAGAAUGGUUUGAGAUGAUUAACAAUAGAAAUUAUCGACAAGGAGAAAUUCGAAAUUGGUGCAACGAUAAUUUCCUCUCAUAUCAAACACUCAAUGAUAUAUCCUCAAAUCGAACUCAAUACCUUACGUCACUACGUGAAAUAGGUUUCAUUCCAUCAUCAUCGAUUCUUCCUCCAGCUUUAUCAGCAAAAUCAUCAAACAAUGCUCUCAUUCGAUCCCUUUGCGCAGGAGCUUUUAAUCCUCAACUUGCACGUAUCGAUUUCCCAGAUAAGAAAUUUGCGGCCUCUGUCUCCGGUGCUGUGGAAUUAGAUCCGGAAGCAAAGACGAUCAAAUACUUCAAUCAAGAAAACGGACGUGUUUUUGUUCAUCCAAGUAGUACAAUCUUUGAUGCACAAACCUUCCCUGGUAACAGCAAAUAUAUGAGUUAUUUCAAUAAAAUGGCGACGAGUAAAGUAUUUAUUAGAGAUCUUACACCUUUUAACGCAUAUACGGCACUUUUAUUCUCUGGACCAAUUACAUUAGAUACAUUGGGUAGAGGUCUUUUGGUAGAUGGUUGGUUACGACUGAGGGGCUGGGCACGUAUCGGUGUUUUAGUUAGUAGAUUGAGAGGAAUGUUGGAUGAUGUUUUAGCAAAGAAGAUUGAUGAACCUGGAAUGGAUUUGUCCGGGAAUGAGGUAGUGGAAGUUGUAUUGAGGCUGGUGGAGUUGGAUGGAAUGGAUCAGUAA